This is a messenger RNA of Dichomitus squalens LYAD-421 SS1, 782 nucleotides long. RefSeq lists its product as uncharacterized. The coding region runs from base 186 to 341 and encodes 51 amino acids. NCBI's taxonomy places the organism in Eukaryota, Fungi, Basidiomycota, Agaricomycetes, Polyporales, Polyporaceae. The record is from RefSeq and is a predicted model, not a curated record. The transcript has 4 exons.
CAAGGUCCAGGAUUCUAACACGCUCGGAGCGCCUUGGGUGGCAGGAAGCCUGCAAUCCUUAAGACGCUCAACGCCAGCCGGAACGGCGAUACUCCAUUUCUCAACAUGGUACUACCGCUUCGUCGCAACAUUUAGCUACGCAUUUGAUUGUCACCUCCCGCCGUCAAAGGGUAGAGUCGUACAGAAUGACCGUGCCUAGCCCAAUGCGCCGCUCCACAGCGCGAGAUCAAGGCUAUUAUCCAGGAAUUAAUCGGCGGUCUCUUUCACUUACCAUGCGCAGCCUGAAGCUCAUAUUCACGGCUUCGGUCAGGUGCUACAGAAUCGAGACCCCCACAUGUUGAUUAUCGCAGUCGCCAUCGAUAACUGAAGCUGCCACUGCAAGUCUUCGAGAGCGAAGCGUCACUUCCUAGAAUGAAGUCAGACGCAUCCACAUUCGACCGCUAUGGUGCGCUUAAAAGGUGAGCGAUUCUACUAGACGCGCAUUGUGUAGCGCCGUCAGUGGUAUCAUCGCAUACCGGACCCGCACAAUUUCAUCUAGAUGUGCCGAGGGACAGUCCGCGAAUCAUUCCAGGCACUGCACCAUCAGUGCCAUCGUACGCUUCCCGGUGGCCCAACCAUGACGGAAGCUAGCAGCCUUCGUUUCAAAGGUGUACUGUACGCUCGCCGGUCAGACGGGGAGGGAAAGUUUUCUACCUUCCUUGAAGCGCUGCGCGGGCGGCGUACCCCGCCGUACAUCUAUGUUAUCUGUACGGAAAUCCGAGGACGCACACGACCCACAACCG